UUCGUGGCGGUGCGGUUGAGCAAAGGGAGUCGUCCCUUUGCCGAUCGAGUUUCCCCUGCCGGUAGAACGUUUAGAAGGUCGAAAAGAUGCUCUGGAGAAGUGUCUACCAUUGAGGAGGCUUCUCGGUAGUUGCAGAGGAGCAGCAGCAUCCUCUUUGCACCGAGUCUUUCUUUUGGGCCGACAAGGUAAAGAUCAUCCAGUAAAAUGGUCGAUCAUUUAGCUGCGCCAACCGCAAGCCACAAGAUCAGCUAAGCAAACGGACCCACCGUGGAGAACUUGUCUCUUCCAGCCUGUUACAGUCAUGGAACACCAGCAAAGUAUUAAUUUGGAAGAAGAAUUUGAAGCUCCAGAAGCUAUACAUACAGGACCUAAAGGGGUGAUCAAUGACUGGAGAAAAUUUAAAUUGGAGAGCCAAGAUGAAGACCAUCUUCCUCCAAGCAAGAGAGAACUGCUUAUCAGGCAAAUCUCCUCACCCUACAAAUGUCAAAGCAGAGAUCACAGAGACACCAGAGAAAAAGUCAGUCGUAAGAUGAGUGUGCAGGAAUAUGAGUUGUUGAAUGUCGAAGAAGAUGAGGAUUGUUUACAGCAAUACCGGAAGAGCUGCAUGAAGAACAUGCACGAGCGACUGAGCUUUGCGCCAAGGCAUGGCUACCUUUCUGACUUGCAGGAUGGGAAGGAAUUCCUGGAAGCUGUGGAGAAGGAACACAAAGCCACCACCGUAAUUGUCCACAUCUAUGAAGAUGACAUCAAGGAGUGUGAGGCACUCAACAGCAGCCUUACUAGCCUUGCUGUUGAGUACUCCACUGUGAAAUUUUGCAAACUCAAGGCUGCUAACACAGGGGCAGGAGACCGUUUCUCCAGUGAUGUUCUUCCAACAAUACUUGUCUACAAAGGUGGGGAGCUUGUAAGCAAUUUCAUUAGUGUAACUGACCAGUUGAAUGGAGAAUUUUCUGCUAAAGAUGUGGAGACUUUCUUAAAUGAAUAUGGGUUACUCCCUCAGAAAGGAAUUCCAGAACCUGACAAUGGUGACAUGAAUGAUCAAGAAAUUGAACAAUAGAUAAGUUAUCUAGUAUUUCAUCAUCUGUGCUCAGCGAAUUUUUAGUUUGGAUCCCAUUUGGGGCCAAAUUUAUUUAGGAAAUGCUGCAUAUAGAUGCAGUAGAAAAGACUUAUUAAGAAAGUAUAGAAAGCUAUAAAAGAAAUAAGGGAUGUCCAGGACUUAGCCUGAUGACCCAUUUUAAUUUUUUCCCAUUCUUUUCAUUUUUACAAGAAAUAAAAUUAGGAUUGGUGAAAUCUUCCUUCCAAGCUGUAAAUCACCCAAUUGUAAUUAUAGCCUUUGCAGUAUGAAUGAUUUUCAGAGACCAGUGCAGAUAGAUUAAUACUUACGACAUUAACUUUGAAAGAGUAGGAGUAGGAAGUGAGAUUGUUUUAAUUCUCAUUGGAAGGAAUUUGGCUAAGGUAAAACACAUAUAGAAAUUGACAGGGCCCUCAAAUAUAAGAUAUAUUUGGAUGGAGCUACUAACAUAAAACUUUCAGCUAAUACUCAAAAGGAAAGUUUGAUUUAUUAGAGAUGCAAAGCAUUUGCCACAUUAAGGGUAAAGACUCCUGGAUUAACAGCUCCUGCUCAAGAAACAGGUGACAGCUAUGGCCAAAAUGGCCUUUACACAGAUUCAUCUUAUAUUGUAUACCAAUUGCACCCAUUCUUGGACCAGGAAGCCCUCCUCACAGUCAUUCAUGCUUUGGCCAACUUGCAGGAGCUAUUCAUGGGACUUUCAUUGAAGACCCAGAAACUGCAACAGCAGGAAUGAUUAUGAACAUGCCAGAUAAUAUCUAUAUAAUUCUGCUGCUUGGUGAGCUGUAAUGACUGCAUGUAAGCAUUGGGGGUGUGAUCCAAGGUACAGUGAUCAGCUAUAAAGCCCUUUAAAGCAUAGGGUCUGGUUAUUUGAAGAGCUAUCUAUUUCUAUGAUGUCUGCCCAUUUCUCAUGGGCAGUAAAGUAAGUCACUUUAGUAGCAACACCUGAUGCUUGUCUGAAAAACAGGCACAAUAUGAAGUGUGCUUUUCCAAUAUUUCAUUACAAAAACUUAACUAAAGAUCAUAAUUUGAUUUGACAAUGCUAGCCAAAAAAAGAGACUUGAAAAAUACUAUAUUUGGCUUGUGCUGUUUGGAAGGCAUCAUAUGGCAUUAACUGCUAAUCAAAUACAUUAUCUCUCCAAAUCUGUACAGAAAUUAAAGAGCAUAUUUUAACUCACUUUUAAUUGUGCGCAAUUAGUAACUUAGGUUAGUGCUGGAAAAUGUAUAAAUAAAAUGUAAGCAUGCAUUAAAACACUUCUUUAUUAAAUAUUGUAUAAUGUCACUUGGUAAAUUAAAACAAUGUGUUUGUAAAACAAUUAUCAAUGACUAAUCCUUUCUAUUUGGAGCUGAUGUAAUUAAAGACUAGUGAAAACAUA
This is a messenger RNA of Crotalus tigris (Tiger rattlesnake), 2445 nucleotides long. It is a transcript of the gene PDC, whose product is annotated as phosducin. Bases 302 to 1057 code for a protein of 251 amino acids. The transcript has 4 exons. The record is from RefSeq and is a predicted model, not a curated record. Lineage: Eukaryota; Metazoa; Chordata; Lepidosauria; Squamata; Viperidae. Gene Ontology annotation, biological process: regulation of G protein-coupled receptor signaling pathway.